GGUAAAAUUGUAAUUUUUAAAUAUUGUGAAGAGUUAUCAAUCUUGAAUUAAAUAUACACAAUUUUGCUUGUUGUAUGUAUAGAAACUAGAAAGAGCUACAUCAUGAUUAUUCAUUUUUAUUACAAAUGUAAUUAAAUUGGAUAAGUUGAUCACCAUAUGUAUUAGUAUAAAACAAAUGAUAAGUUAGUGCGUCCCUCUCUUGUGGGCUAUUGUAGUUUUCUCAGUUCAGUUGAAGAGCCCAUUGGGCUUUACGUAGUUUGUCGUUUUAUUGUCCGAUUGCUUUUCCGGUCUGAAUGACUCUUUCCGUUGUUUGGUUUGUCUUUAAUGAGUGAUGGAGCUUGAAAAGGAAAAGAAAGAUCCAAAGGAGGCGAAAAGUAAUGGGAAGAUGAAGAGUGCGGCUUCGAUUCCGGAUAACUACGUAUCCAUUCUUCAGCUCCAGGAGCGCUGGAUGAAAGAUAAAGAGCGGAAACAGAAGGAAAGAGAGAUUGUACAGAGAGGAGUGAAGCAGCAGGUGAAUGCCGUAGAGGAACCAAGGGUGAAGCUCGAGGAAAUGGGAUUAGGCGCUGAGAAAGAGGGAAUUGAGGUCUCUGCAAACGAAGAUGGAGGAGAUUCGAGGAAGAAGAAAUGGUCUAAGAAGAAGGUGAAUAAGAAGAAUCAAGGUGGGCCUGUGGAGGCGGUUGUAAAGUGUGGAUCGAACAACAAUCCGGUGAAAGAGGAAACUCAGGGAGAAAAAGUAGUUCAGAACAGAGAGAAUGCUGCUUGUAACUCGAUCGGUGUGGAAACUCAGUUUAAGCAGCGAGUAGAAGAGGGAGGAAGAGAUAGAAAUGUCAACGGAGCUGUGAGAUUGAACAGCGGAAAAGGUUAUUACAGAAACCAGAAACAUGAUUGGUCGUCUACACGUGUAAUUAAGGCAACAAAGACUAUGGUGUGGGUGAAGAAAGGGGGAGAAUGAUGCAACUGGUGGUGGUGGGAAUGGCGUCUGAAAGCAUUAGGUCCAAAGUCUAGUGUUUGAUUCAUGUUUGGAUUGUUGCAUUGUAGUGGUCUGUAUAUAAUCUUAGAGCAUCUUUAAUGGUUCCCUUUAAUUGAUCACAUCUGUAAGUACUAGUCUAUGUGACUACCGCUGAAUCUGAGACCAACUAUUGAAAGACACUUUUUGUUAAGCCUGCCA
Messenger RNA from Brassica rapa (field mustard), 1168 nucleotides. RefSeq lists its product as uncharacterized. The record is from RefSeq and is a predicted model, not a curated record. NCBI's taxonomy places the organism in Eukaryota, Viridiplantae, Streptophyta, Magnoliopsida, Brassicales, Brassicaceae.